Diceros bicornis minor is the source of this 2029-nucleotide messenger RNA. It is a transcript of the gene NTN3, whose product is annotated as netrin 3. The record is from RefSeq and is a predicted model, not a curated record. Bases 275 to 2017 code for a protein of 580 amino acids. The transcript is spliced from 6 exons. Lineage: Eukaryota; Metazoa; Chordata; Mammalia; Perissodactyla; Rhinocerotidae. Gene Ontology annotation, molecular function: protein binding.
UGGGGCCUCCGCGGGCGGAGGCGCCGGGAGCUGGGGCGACGCCUGUCACCGCUCCAGGCCCAGCGGGAGGACGCGGCAAUAUCUCCGCUGCUGCGCUCGGCCCGGGACGUGCCUGUGGCUGCUCCCACCUCUGGGCCCCGGCUGGGGCCGCCGUGGGGGCUCUGGUUGCUCGGCAUUGCGAGCCGGCGGGCAGAGCCUCGGACCCAGGCUCUCUGUCCCUGAGGGCAGCGGCGUGGGGACCCGGCCGGCUGGCUGACCCACGGUGAUUCCGGCCAUGCCCAGCUGGCCCUGGGGGCUGCUGCUGACCGCAGGCACGCUCUCGGCCGCGCUCAGCCCGGGGCCGCCGGCGCCCGCCGACCCCUGCCAUGACCAGGGGGGCGCGCCCCGCAGCUGUGUGCCCGGCCUGGUGAACGCGGCCUUGGGGCGCGAGGUGCUGGCGUCCAGCACGUGCGGGCGACCGGCCACGCGGGUCUGCGACGCCUCGGACCCGCGGCGGGCACACCCUGCUGCCCUCCUGACCUCCGCAGGGGGCACUGCAAACCCUGUGUGCUGGCGUUCGGAGUCGCUGAGGAAGGCGCCCCUUAACGUGACCCUCACAGUGCCCCUGGGCAAAGCUUUUGAGCUGGUGUUUGUGAGCUUGCGCUUCUGCUCGGCACCCCCUGCCUCUGUGGCCCUGCUCAAGUCGCAGGACCAUGGCCGCACCUGGGCCCCGUUGGGCUUCUUCUCCUCCCACUGUGGCCUGGACUACGGCCGCCUGCCUGCCCCUGCCAAUGGCCCAGCUGGCCCCGGGCCUGAAGCUCUUUGCUUCCCUGAGCCCCAGGCCCAGUCUGAUGGUGGUGGCCUUCUGGCCUUCAGUGUGCAGGAUGGCAGCCCGCCAGGCCUGGAUCUGGACAGCAGCCCAGUGCUCCAAGACUGGGUGACUGCCACGGACAUUCGAGUAGUGCUCACAAGGCCUGCUAUGCUGGAGGACACCAGGGACUCUGAGGCCAUGGUCCCUUACUCUUACUCAGCCACUGAGCUCCAGGUGGGGGGUCGCUGCAAGUGCAAUGGGCAUGCCUCCAGGUGCCUGCUGGACACCCAGGGCCACCUGAUCUGCGACUGCCGACAUGGAACCGAGGGCCCCGACUGCAGCCGCUGCAAGCCCUUCUACUGUGACAGGCCAUGGCAGCGGGCCACUGCCCGGGAAGCCCACGCCUGCUUUGCUUGCUCCUGCAAUGGUCAUGCCCGCCGCUGCCGCUUCAACAUGGAGCUGUACCGACUGUCCGGCCGCCGCAGUGGUGGUGUCUGCCUCAACUGCCGGCACAAUACCGCUGGCCGCCACUGCCAUUACUGCCGGGAGGGCUUCUAUCGAGACCCAGGCCGUGCCUUGAGUGACCGCCGUGCUUGCAGGGCCUGUGACUGUCACCCUGUUGGUGCCGCUGGCAAAACCUGCAACCAGACGACAGGGCAGUGUCCCUGCAAGGACGGUGUCACUGGCCUCACCUGCAACCGCUGUGCCCCUGGCUUCCAGCAGAGCCGCUCUCCGGUGGCACCCUGCGUGAAGACCCCUGUCCCUGGACCCACUGAGGAGAGCAGCCCUGUGGAGCCCCAAGACUGCGACUCACACUGCAAACCGGCCCGAGGCAGCUACCGCAUCAGCCUGAAGAAGUUCUGCAGGAAGGACUACGCGGUGCAGGUGGCGGUGGGCGCGCGCGGCGAGGCGCGCGGCUCGUGGAUGCGCUUCCCGGUGGCCGUGCUCGCCGUGUUCCGGAGCGGCGAGGAGCGCGCGCGGCGCGGGAGCAGCGCGCUGUGGGUGCCCGCGCGGGACGCGGCCUGCGGCUGCCCGCGCCUACUACCGGGACGCCGCUACCUGCUGCUGGGGGGCGGGCCGGGGGCAGCGGCAGGAGACCUUGGGGGCCGGGGGCCCGGGCUCAGCGCCGCCCGCGGGAGUCUCAUGCUGCCCUGGCGGGACGCGUGGACGCGGCGUCUUCGGAGGCUGCAGCGGCGAGAGCGGCGGGGGCGCUGCGGGGCUGCCUGAGUUCGCAGGCCG